Molecule: messenger RNA, 303 nt
Organism: Cetraspora pellucida
Lineage: Eukaryota; Fungi; Glomeromycota; Glomeromycetes; Diversisporales; Gigasporaceae
Source: the annotation of a GenBank genome assembly
AUGUUAUCUUCAUUAACUGUAUUACCUUUAUUAACUGCAUUGCUUUCAUUAACUGUGUCACCUUUGUUAGCUUUGGACAAAAUUAAUGUUAAAGAGUUACAGAACCUAUGUGGAACAUAUGAUCUUUUCACAGGAGACAACAAGAAGAAGUUAAGUAAUAGGUUACAGAGAUACUUUAAGAAAAAAAGAGAAAAGUUGCAAGAAAAACUUCAAGAGGAUAAUGUUGAAGCAGAAGAACUUUCAAAAAAAGAUGUAAAUGAUUUUAAUGAAAAAAUUUCUGCAGAUAAACUAUUAGUCAACUGA